AUGAGGAUGGAUGAGAGAAAGAGACCGUCCCCCAUCGGAACCAGAAGGGGUGGAGCAAAAAUUUCAGCGGUGGACAAGGAGGAGGGAAAGGACUUGGACCUGAGCGGAAUGACCUUGGAUUCACUGCCCAGUCCCACCCUCAACCUGGCCGUUGUCACGAAGCUGGACCUCUCCAACAACAAUCUCGAGGUAAGAAUGACAUAAUGCGGUCGAUCAUCAGUUUUCCUUCUUUUUCUUUUUUCUCUUCUUGGGGGGGAGGGGUGGUAGGUGUGGGGUGUGUGUGUGUGUGUGUGUGAGAGAGAGAGAGAGAGAGAGAGAGAGAGAGAGAGAGAGAGAGAGAGAGGGAGGGAGAGAGGGAGGGAGGGAGAGAGGGAGGGAGAGAGAGAGAUGAUGGAACAGUAAAUACUAGAAUUCAGAUUCUUAAGUCACGAUCGAUAAAGAGAGAUAAGGAACAGUAAUCUCCGUAUUUCUGUUCCAGAUCUCGUCCUUAGCAACAGGUUUUGUUUCAAUUCCUGAAGUCCCGUAUUUUACAAUUACUGAUGACGCCAGGCAUUCGGAUCAUCCUCUCUCCUCCAUCCCCCUCCCAGAGAGUUCACCAUCUUGGAAGAAUGAUCCUACGUUUAUUCAUCCCUCCGCGUUCUUCUUCAUCGGAAAUCUGGCCCUAGAUGUCUCGUAGCUGGACCAGUGUUUCCAUUUUUCUUUUGUCUCGUCCUCUCUCUGGGUCGGGUGGAAUCUUCUUCUUCUUCCUUCCUAUUACACAUGUUCCUCCCGCUGAGUUGCUGUUGCUGGCUCGCCGCAGAGCAUACCGGAGUCGCUGGUGGCGCGACUUCUGAACGUGGUGGUGCUGGACCUUCACUCGAACCAGCUGAGGACUCUCCCCAACUCCAUGGGCUGCCUGUCCAAGCUCAGGGUCCUCAACGUCUCCGGCAACAUGCUCGAGUCCCUCCCCAAGUCCAUCGAGGACUGCCGGUGAGUCCCCUUCCUACCUAUCUUCCCAAACGACCGGAAAUCCACGGGUGAUCCGAAGGAAGAGAAGUGUCUGAUCAUCGAGGUUUCAGGGCUCUGGAGGAGCUGGUGGCCAACUUCAAUAAGCUGACGGCGCUACCGGAUACGAUGGGCUUCGAGCUUACGAACCUUCAAAAACUAUGCGUGAACUCCAACAAGCUGGCCACCUUGCCGCUCUCCACCUCCCACAUGACCUCCCUCCGAAUCCUGGACGCACAUCUUAACUGCCUCCGCUCCAUCCCCGACGGCCUCGAGAACCUCUCCCGACUGGAAAUCCUCAACGUCAGCCAGAAUUUCCAGUACCUUCGCUCCCUCCCGCCGGCGAUCGGCCUCCUCACCUCCCUCAUCGAGCUCGACAUCAGCUAUAACUCCAUCGCCGUCCUACCCGACUCCCUCAGCUGCCUUGGCAAGCUCCGAAAGCUGCAGGCCGAGGGAAACCCGCUCGUUUCUCCGCCGAUGGACGUCGUGGAGCAGAGCUUAGACGCCGUUCGCCAGUACCUGACGGCACGGAUGAACGGCAGGUUUCCUCCAGCGCGGAAGAAGUCAUGGCUUGGGCGGCUGGUGAAGUGCGGGACCUUCCCCCAGGCGAUGAUCGCCAGCGACGUGGGUCUCCGCGGGGAGGACGGCCUCUCCAUGCCGGAUUAUCGCACCAUCGACGGCACGGCGUCACCGCGGUACGUCGGCCUCUUAUCCCCCCGCCGGCUUUUUUCCCCCAGGAACUCCCCCCGGAACUCGCCACGGAGGUCGCUGAUCUAG
Molecule: messenger RNA, 1761 nt
Organism: Spirodela intermedia
Lineage: Eukaryota; Viridiplantae; Streptophyta; Magnoliopsida; Alismatales; Araceae
Source: the annotation of a GenBank genome assembly